AUGGUUCCACCUAGACCACCAGAUGGGAAAGUUCCUCCUCCUGAUCCCACCGUCAGGGAAAUCGAAGACGGAAUUCAGAGAGCAAUCGCAGAUCCCUUGACUCUUAGCAAGCUCCAACUGAAUACCGAAUACCCUCCUCGCCCAGGAUAUGGAACGAAGGGAAAGGCAGUGACUCUUUGGGCCAACUACUUUCAUAUUACUCCGGACCCCAAUCUAGUCUUCUACAGAUACGCUAUUGAUGUGAGACCCGCUGCAUCUGGCAGGAAGCUAGCCCAAAUCGUUAGAUUGGUGCUGGAGACACCAGCGGUUACCUCAAUGGCAGCCGAUCUAAUCACUGAUUUCAAGUCUACCAUAAUUUCACGAGAGAAAUUACCGUUGGCGAAUAAUGCAAUCAUCAUACCCGUGUUGUACCGAGAUGAACAAGAGGACGAACCCGCCGAGGACGCUACCCAGUACAGGGCCCGUAUCCUAUACACCAACACUCUGCGGGUCACACAGCUGAUAGAGUAUCUCACGUCGACAAACUUUAGCCAGUAUGAUGAGAAGCUCCCAAUGAUUCAAGCGCUGAAUAUUCUUCUAAAUCAUUACCCCAUGACAUCUCCCGACCUUGUCUCACGUGGCGGUAACAGAGCCAACAGAACCUUUCCACUUAGCAACAAGGCCUCACAGUCGGACAAGGCUCAUCUAGUUGGUGGGCUAACAGCAAUUCGUGGAUUCUUCUCGAGCGUCAGACUCGCUGCUGGUAGGGUCCUGGUUAACGUAAACGUUAGCCAUGGGGCAUUCUACAACAGCGGCCGUCUGACUGACUUCAUGGAUGCAUUUCAAAAGGCAAACGGCAAGAGCCUGUCUGCCUUAAACGAAGUACUGCAUGGUAUCCGGGGACGCACACUCCAUCUACCCGAAAGGAGAAACCGAAGCGGCGAGCUUAUCAUCAGGCCUAAGACGAUCCAUUCUCUUGCGAGGCGUGGCGAUGGCACGGAAUUUCCAGAGGCAAGACGUCCCGAGAUACACUCAUUUGGCGCGGGCUCUAAAGGUGUGAGAUUCUGGCUAGAACCCCGCCAACUGGGAUCGAAGAAGAAGAAGCGCCAACAACCAGGAUCCGCAGCAUCACUAGCUGGGCCUGCGAGAUUGAUUAGUGUGUAUGAUUACUUUCUGGAAACGUACAACAUCCGAGACCAACGACCCGAUUUGCCUGUCAUCAAUACUGGCACACGGGGAAGUCCUAUAUACGUACUGGCACAAGUGUUUGAGAUACUUCCGGGCCAGAUCCACAAUGGAAAGUUGUCCCCCGCCCAGACGCAAGACAUGAUCAAGUUUGCCGUUCGUUCGCCCUUAAAGAACGCCUUUUCUAUCGUCAACCAAGGAGCAGACACUGUUGGUCUGAACCCUCAAAGAAAUACAAUGAUUACUCGAUUCGGUAUAUCCACGGCGAGACAGUUGAUCACUGUUGAGGGGCGGAUCUUGGACCAGCCAAAUAUUAUGUACCGGGGGAAUUCCAGUGUAAAGCAAUUUCCAGGCUCCUGGAAUAUGAUCAGCACCAAAUUCAACGUCCCUGGUCAACGGCUGCGCAAAUGGUCGUAUCUUCUGCUCUCAGACAAGGAAGUGCAAGGAACAUUCCCUGACGUGAAAAGCUUCCAACCAGUUGUCAAUAAGCUCCAGGCUGUCCUUCUCGACACCGGUGUUCUGGUAGACGCGCCCCUCAUUGGAAAGAUAGUAAGGGUGGAUAAGGAUAAAACAAAGGACCUUGAUGAUGUGCUUAAAAGGGCAGCUGGAAUUUUCGACCUCCUCUACAUCAUCUUGCCUGAGAAAGACAGUCGCUGGUACCCAGUAAUCAAGCGAUUAUGCGAUGUGGAGUACGGGUUGCAGACAAUUUGCAGUGUUGGUUCUAAGCUGGUUGCAAAGAAAGGUCAAAUGCAUGAUCAAUAUGGCAAGGCCCUGGAUCAGUAUCUGAGGAAUGUGGCGAUGAAGUUCAACCUGAAGCUGGGCGGGACAAAUCAUGCUGUGGACAAUCUUCGUUCGAGUAUCAUCAAUGAAGACAAGACCAUGGUUGUUGGAUUGGACGUAACACAUCCAACCGGGUCCUCGCAAGUUUCUCCAGCCACUGCACCUAGCGUGGCAGCGAUGGUUGCCAGCAUCGACAAAGGGCUUGGGCAAUGGCCUGCAACUAUCCAGCUCCAGUCCCGUGGAGGAAAGGAAGAAAUCGACAGCUUGGACAUUAUGUUGAAGCGGCACAUUAGGCUAUGGAAGCUCCUCGGAAAGCACGCAUCAUUUCCCGAGAACAUUAUCGUCUACCGUGACGGAAUCUCAGAAGGCCAGUAUAUGAAGUGUUUGACGGAAGAGCUGCCCUUUAUGCGCAAGGCCUGCCGAGAAGUCUAUCCACAGGAGAUGCAAGAGAAAAACCUGCCCAAGAUCACCAUCAUCGUUGUCAGCAAGCGGCAUCAUAUGCGCUUUUACCCAACCGAAGUGCAAACUGCUGACAAGAACGGGAAUACGCCACCGUGCACGAUCGUCGAUCGAUGCAUCACGGAUCCCUAUUACUUCAGCUUCUUUCUCCAGCCUCAUUCCGCUAUCCAUGGAACUGCCCGCAACGCCUUCUAUUUUGUGAUCCUAGACGAGGUUUUCAGUCAGCGAUACAAGGGAAAGCUUCCACCGAAGUACAAGAAUAUCGCGGAGAUUGUGCAAGAUCUGACUUUGCACUUGAGUUACCUAGUUGGCCGUGCUACAAAGGGCGUUAGAGUCUGUUGUCCUGCACGAUACGCUGACCUGGUCUGUGACUGGGCCAGAUGCUACUUAAGUCAAUUCUAUGAACCGUUAUCUGAGACCUCAUCGGUGGCCAGUGGUGGUAGUACAAUGCAAGCGACAAACAAGGAUGUUCUUGUCCAUGAGAGGAUUCGGAACACGAUGUUCUACAUCUGA
Molecule: messenger RNA, 2916 nt
Organism: Aspergillus pseudonomiae
Lineage: Eukaryota; Fungi; Ascomycota; Eurotiomycetes; Eurotiales; Aspergillaceae
Product: ribonuclease H-like domain-containing protein
Exons: 3
Coding region: 1-2916 (971 amino acids)
Molecular function (GO): protein binding; RNA binding
Source: RefSeq, a predicted model, not a curated record